GAUGGCGCUGUGAUCGACCCGCCUUGGUGAGUAAGUUAGUUGUCAACAUUUAGCGAUUUACUUAGGACAAUCAUAUAUUGGAUUACCAUUGGAUAGAGUUGCCUGGAAACCAUGUUUUCCAGUGGGCCUAGCUACAGCAAACUAAAGACGAACCUGAGACUAUCAAUAAAUCGACUAAAACUACUAGAGAAAAAGAAAACAGAGCUUACUCAAAAAGCGAGACGGGAAAUUGCCGAUUAUUUAUCAGGUGGCAAAGAUGAGCGGGCAAAGAUACGAGUGGAGCACAUAGUCAGAGAAGACUAUCUCGUGGAGGCCAUGGAACUAAUCGAGAUGUACUGUGAUCUGCUCUUAGCACGUUUUGGCCUUAUACAACAGAUGAAAACAGUGGACGAGGGUCUGCAGGAGGCUAUCUCCAGCAUCAUUUGGGCCGCCCCUCGGCUGCAGACCGACUGCCAGGAACUGAAGGUGAUUGCGGACCAGCUGUGUCACAAGUACGGCAAGCCGUACGCACAGGCAUGCAGGGAGAACUCACUGGGACACGUCAGUGAGAAGCUCAUGCACAAGCUAGGCGUGCAAGCACCUCCCAAGCUUCUCGUAGAAAGGUACCUAAUAGAAAUUGCGAGAAGCCAUAACGUCCCGUAUGAACCCGAUCCAACUGUCAUGAACCAGGAUGAAGUGUACGCAGCCGAAUCCCAACUGAUCGACUUUGGAGGGAAAGGUGGCCUAGGUCCCCCACCUGGCCCACCCGACCUGGGUGGAAGUGGAGGUGGAGGAGGAGGUGGAGGCAUGGUAGGUCCUCCCAUGGGAGUUUCCUUCCCUCAGCCUAUGUAUCCACCUGCACCUCAGCCUGGAGUAGUACCGUUUGCAUAUCCCAAUUUACCAGACCAGGGUGCUGGAAGCGGUGGCUUUUACCCGCCAACUGCACCUUACCCGUCUCGCCCGCCCAGCUAUUGUCCCGCGCCGAAAAACGCGUUUCCGUCGCCGCCGCGCCCCGACGAACCCUCGCCCAACUACAGCGACAUAUUCGAUAACUCGGUUACCGACCCCCCGCAGAGCGAGGAGAAGCCGCCGCUGCCGACGACUCCGCCCAAGGCCGCGCCUCGCGGUGUGAGCCCGAGCGUGAAUGACACCCUCGAGCUCCCUGACCUCCCAGCCGUACCGAUGAACAGCUUCCCAAAGCCGGGCGGCACUAUAGGUGGCGCCGGCGGCACCUCCGGCGACGACAUCGAUUUCGAUGACCUGACGAAGCGAUUCGAGGAGCUGAAGAAGAAGAAGUAACGAGGAGAGGACGCGUUAGCGACGUCUGCGAGAUGAUCGCGGGAACGAUUAGCGCCGGUGUUUGUACGUGUGUGUUUCUGUCAGUCGAGCGGUGUUUGGGUGAAGACUAGAAGUGCUGUAAAUGGAAUGAGAGAGUGAGUGGUUAUUACCUCCGCGCAACGGAGGUCAUGUAAUCGGUCUUGUGUGUGUGUUCGUGUGUGU
Molecule: messenger RNA, 1479 nt
Organism: Priapulus caudatus
Lineage: Eukaryota; Metazoa; Priapulida; Priapulimorpha; Priapulimorphida; Priapulidae
Product: IST1 homolog
Exons: 6
Coding region: 112-1278 (388 amino acids)
Biological process (GO): protein transport
Source: RefSeq, a predicted model, not a curated record